GCCGACCGCCGCCUUGUGUUGCAGGCGCAGCCAUGGUGUCCCGCAAGCAGCUGGCGGACUUCGGCUACAAGGCCUUCUCCGGUUCCAUGCUGCUGCUGACGGUGUACGCCGGCUACCUCUGCGGCGUCCGCUACCAGCGCAUCCUCCAGCGCCGCCAGGAGAGGCAGGCCGCGGCCGGCCCCGACAGCUGAUGGCAGACGAGGACCCGGUGCCGCCUAAUGCCGGCUGGCGAGGGCGCCGGGGAACGGCGCCGAGGCGUCCCCGGGCUGGGGGAAGGAGAUGGAGA
Dryobates pubescens (Downy woodpecker) is the source of this 286-nucleotide messenger RNA. Its product is annotated as cytochrome c oxidase assembly protein COX14 homolog. NCBI's taxonomy places the organism in Eukaryota, Metazoa, Chordata, Aves, Piciformes, Picidae. Gene Ontology annotation, cellular component: mitochondrion. Gene Ontology annotation, biological process: mitochondrial respiratory chain complex IV assembly. The transcript has a single exon. The record is from RefSeq and is a predicted model, not a curated record. Bases 33 to 191 code for a protein of 52 amino acids.